Messenger RNA from Penicillium vulpinum, 1077 nucleotides. RefSeq names its product Cytochrome P450 E-class group I. The transcript is spliced from 4 exons. The coding region runs from base 1 to 1077 and encodes 358 amino acids. Gene Ontology annotation, molecular function: heme binding; oxidoreductase activity, acting on paired donors, with incorporation or reduction of molecular oxygen; iron ion binding. The record is from RefSeq and is a predicted model, not a curated record. NCBI's taxonomy places the organism in Eukaryota, Fungi, Ascomycota, Eurotiomycetes, Eurotiales, Aspergillaceae.
AUGGUCAAUUACGAAGGGGCUGUCGAGAAAAUGAAUGUGGUGCUAAUGCGCAAGUUCCGUGAAUUCGCCGAGACAAGGAGGCUCGUUCAGCUCCCAGUUUUCUUACAAUAUUAUGCCUUCGAUGUAAUUAGUUAUAUCACGAUGGAUAGAAGUUUCGACAUGAUGGAAACAGAAAGGGACCGCACUGGUUUCCUACAUAAGAUUAAAGUGGCCACGGAACAUCAAAUGAGCUUUGGUCCCUUCCCUUUCUUACAUGUUGUACUCACUAGGGUUGCUGCCUUGCUUAAAUUGAAAGAUCCGCAUAAUGAGUUGUUCCAAUUCAUCGGAGAAUCGAUUCAACGGUUUCGUCAAGUCGGCUCUGAGCCCAAUGAGAACCCAAAGUCUGAACCAUUCCUCGCCAAACUUCUCGAUCUAGAACUGAAAGGGAAAAUUGAUGAAGGAUCUAUUUUCAGUUCUUGUGGUUCGAACGUCAUCGCUGGGUCUGAUACUACAGCUAUCACUCUAAGUGCUGCUUUCUUCUACAUAUACCAAAACCCAAUGGUUCUCAAGAAGCUCCGGGAUGAGAUUGAUGCACAUGAACGUGCAGGACUUUUGUCGAGUCCGGCUGGAUUCAAAGAAGCGCAGCAGAUGCCAUAUCUACAGGGAAUAAUUAGGGAAACGCUUAGGAUGCACCCGGCCGUGGCGCAAAUGCUACCACGAGAGGUUCCGCAAGACGGUGUCGUCCUCAGUGGAUAUCAUUUCCCAGCAAAGACACAAGUCGGCAUCAGUGCAUGGGCACUGCACUAUAACCCAGAACUGAUUGAUUCCCCGCGAGUUUUCCGUCCUGAAAGAUGGCUCGAGGGUGAUGCAAACAAACCGCUAAGUCCGGCCUUGAAUUUCGCGUUCGGCGGUGGCUCGCGUGUCUGCCUCGGCAAGAAUAUCAGCCUGCUUGAGAUGGCCAAAGUCAUCCCUGAAGUGGUGCGUCAUUUCGAUAUUCGCUUUAAAAAUCCAGGUCAGCGGUGGGAACUUGAUGUAGGCUGGUUCACCUGGUCAUCUUACAAGUGCUGGAUUGAAGAGAGGAGACCUGCGAAGGGCUAA